This is a messenger RNA of Camelina sativa (false flax), 1154 nucleotides long. RefSeq lists its product as uncharacterized. The record is from RefSeq and is a predicted model, not a curated record. Lineage: Eukaryota; Viridiplantae; Streptophyta; Magnoliopsida; Brassicales; Brassicaceae.
ACCUACUUUAACAAAUCAUAUAUGAAUCGUAUGCAAACACCAAUCUUCACAUUCUCUUACCAUAAUUAAAUUUCUCCACCAAAAAUUACAAAAUCGUUUAUUUGUCGCAUGCUAAUUAAGCGAUUCAUAUUACAACAAUAUAUGGCCUCCAUGGUUAAUGUUAUGAGUCCAAUAGUUACGAGAAAUCUCAUCACCAAAUUCAUAACUCAACGGCUCAAACCAGAUCUACCUUCUAUACAACAUUCCGGCCGGUUCAAUGCAAUCAAGGAUGAUCCAAAAAAGAUGAUAAAUAAGUAUGCUUCAAGGAGAAAUACCGUGGUUUCGUGUUUAGAUCAAUCCAAUCCUAAGUCGAAUCAAAUCUCUGGGUAUGAUGCUGUUAUGAAAUUUUAUUCCUCUAUAAACGAAAAGAAUCAAGAUCGAUUAAGAAGUUGCAUCUCCAACGAUUGUUUUAUCGAUGAUUUCUCCUUCUCUAAGCCUUUUCAAGGGAAAAAUGAAGCUAUGAAGUUUUUUGAAGAACUUGUGAAGAGUAUGGGACAAAACGUAAAGUUUUGUGUUGAAAAUGUGUGCGAAGGAGAUGGACAUAGUGCUGCUGUUAAUUGGCAUCUUGAAUGGAAAGGACGAAAAAUACCCUUUACAAGAGGAUGCAGCUUUUAUGAAUUUACAGACGAAGGAGGAAGAUUGGUUAUUAGAAACGCGAAGAUUUUGAUUGAAUCACCAAUUAAACCGGGAGGAAUCACACUGAGCCUGUUAAAGAACAUCACGUUCUUGUUCGACGAAUUCCCAAAAGGAGCUGAGUUGUUUUUGGAGAAACCUUAUGCUAUAAUCCAAUCAGCAAUACGAAUUUAUGCACUUUUCUUGGCGCCACUCAUAAACCAUGUAAUGGCAAGCUACCUGAAGCUAUUAAACAACAUGGCCGAGUUCUUCUUAUUGGUCGUCAAAAUCAUCAUCAAAAUUCGAAACCUCUUCUCCAAGUAGAACAAAUAACAAGCAUCACAUCUUUUUAUUCUUGAUUAAUCAUCUUUUUCCUACAUUUGAUGAUACAUUUCACCAACCAUCAAUUAUAUGAUUAUUUGUAUUUUUAAACAACAAAAACUAAAAAUCUUCAAGGGAUGUUAAUUAGAGUCUAGAGAUAUGCUAAAAUGAGUUUUACUUUA